AUGUUUAGUUGUAGUGUCAUCACAGUUCUGUUGUUAUUUAUCGUUUCAAUUAUUGUGUCAAAAAAUGUUGAAGGAUAUCAGCCUGUACUACAAAAGACCGUAGAAGCAUUAUUCACAGAUAAAUCUCAAGUUAUUUAUCCUGGGGCAUGUAAAUUAAUUACGCCUUCGUCUCGACAAGCAAAAAUGUGCAAAAGGAACCCGAGUCUCCCGAAAUUCUUGCAAAUAGCAAGAAAUCAAGCAAUCGCCGCUUGCGAGGAGGCUUUUCGCUAUGAUAGAUGGAAUUGUUCUUUAGUUUUCAACAGGAAAGUGAAAAGGAAUAUUUUUAAUAAAAUAUACAGAGAGACAGCGUUCGUUCACGCAUUGCUAGCGGCUUCUAUGACUCACGCUGUGGCUAAAGCGUGUGCAUCAGGAGAUUUGACACGAUGUUCGUGCUAUGGCAGCUUUGGUAAAAAUUCUUCUUGGAAAAUUGGCGGUUGUGGCGACGAUUUCAAACAAGGAAAGCGUGUAACGAGAAACUUCUUGGAAUUCAAGCAAGCCGGUACCGACCAAAUUGGUCAAGUUCUGAAACAAGACGUCGUAGUUGGAAUCGAUACUAUGGGAGAACAAAUGAGGGAGGUCUGCAAGUGUCAUGGUUUUUCCGGAUCAUGUACAACAAAAACAUGUUGGAAGAGGCUUGGACCAUUCAACUCUGCAAUGGGAUUAUUGAAAAAACAUUUCCACCAUGCCGUGAAACAAAAAAUCCUUAACUACACCGUCAAGAGGGCAAUUACGCCGAAAUUAAGAAAUAAACUCAAAGUUGAUAGGACGAAAUUAGUUUAUCUACACAAAACACCUAAUUUAUGCAUUAGUACAAAAGGCAGAGUGUGUAAGGAUAGAAAUAAUUGUGCCACUUUAUGUUGUGGUAGAGGAUACAUCACUACUAAAAAGACGAUACACUUUAGAUGUAGAUGCAGGAUGGCGAACUGCUGCGCUGUGCAAUGUGAUACUUGUACUCAAGAAGUAGAUAUUUAUACCUGCAAGUAG
Molecule: messenger RNA, 1023 nt
Organism: Achroia grisella
Lineage: Eukaryota; Metazoa; Arthropoda; Insecta; Lepidoptera; Pyralidae
Gene: Wnt4
Product: protein Wnt-4
Exons: 2
Coding region: 1-1023 (340 amino acids)
Biological process (GO): cell fate commitment; canonical Wnt signaling pathway; neuron differentiation
Cellular component (GO): extracellular region
Molecular function (GO): frizzled binding; cytokine activity
Source: RefSeq, a predicted model, not a curated record